Messenger RNA from Sitophilus oryzae (rice weevil), 1815 nucleotides. Its product is annotated as homeobox protein PKNOX2-like. Gene Ontology annotation, molecular function: RNA polymerase II cis-regulatory region sequence-specific DNA binding; DNA-binding transcription factor activity, RNA polymerase II-specific. The record is from RefSeq and is a predicted model, not a curated record. Gene Ontology annotation, biological process: regulation of transcription by RNA polymerase II. Bases 325 to 1758 code for a protein of 477 amino acids. The transcript is spliced from 10 exons. NCBI's taxonomy places the organism in Eukaryota, Metazoa, Arthropoda, Insecta, Coleoptera, Curculionidae.
GAUUGACAAGUGAGAGAUUGACAGCAGUUGACAGUUGACAUGUAAACACGGGAAAAUCCUUGGAAAAUCAAGGAAAAACUUUACGGCCAAGUUUUGUUACAUGCCAUAGUAAUAAAUGUAUUUGUUUGAUAUUUAAUGAAUAUAAUAAUUCGGGCAUAAAUCACAGUGAUUUUAAAGUAGUUAUCUGGUCGUUUUCUGUUUAUUCAACUUAACCAUGUUAACUUCUGAUGGUUGUUUUUUUAGGUGUAUUGUUUAGAAGAUUUUUUGGAAGCUUUGUUAUAAUUAUGUAAUGAUAUACACAUAUAAGUGAAUUGUGGCGGUACCAUGCUCAGUGUUCCUACGCCGCCUACGCCUGCAGGGCCCCUAAGUGAUUCGAUUGCAGUCACAGCUCCGCCUCCUUCUGUGACACAGGCUGCUUUUGCCCCUCCGGAUACAGAUCAAGCUCAGUUCGAGGCCGAUAAAAGGGCAGUCUACAAACAUCCUUUGUUCCCACUACUGGCUCUUUUAUUCGAGCGAUGCGAAUUGGCAACACAGUCAUCCGAACCGCAAAGUAGCGAUGCGUUUAAUUUAGAUAUACAAGCGUUUGUGCAACAUCAGGAGAGGGAUAGGAAACCAUUUUUAGCCAAUGAGGUGGAGAUAGAUGGCUUGAUGAUAAAAGCAAUACAAGUUCUUAGGAUACAUCUUCUGGAAUUAGAAAAAGUGCAGGAGUUGUGUAAAGAUUUCUGUAAUCGAUAUAUAACCUGUUUAAAAGGAAAAAUGCAGUCAGAACACUUGCUUAGAUCGGAUUAUUCUCAAGAUAUACUAGGAACAACAGCUUUAUUGAAUAACAUAGAAUCCAACAACAAUAUGUUGUCUCACAAUAACUCUGAGAGUGGUUCGGAUUCUAAUAGUCCUCUUCAAUUCUCCAUCAGCCCAUCUCAUGCAAGCAUGUCGUCGCAACCGCCUCAUUUAGACGGACCUUCCAAUAGUCAUUUAGACAAUGCAUCAUAUGCGUUACAACAUUACAAUGAGUCUACGCCAUCAUUGCUUCAAUCAACAGGAAUAGCUCCCGAUCCAUCGCCUGUACCUGCCGUCGUGGAUCAGUUAGUUGUACACGGAUCCACACCAUUAUCACAGAUAGGAACACAUUGUGCCUCAACUACGGCACUUCCUUCUGACAAUUCCGGACCUCUGUCGCCGGCACCGACAACGCCAGGCGGAAGCAAUGACGACUGUGACAGUGACAUUUCGAGGGGCGGGAAAAAAACGAAACGCGGUAUUUUACCAAAACACGCCACCAGCGUGAUGCGGUCGUGGCUGUUCCAGCAUUUAGUGCAUCCCUAUCCUACCGAAGACGAAAAACGUCACAUCGCUUCACAAACCAAUCUGACGCUACUUCAAGUCAAUAAUUGGUUCAUCAACGCGCGCCGCCGUAUUCUACAGCCAAUGUUGGACGCUACAGCUCCAACUGGCCAAGAAUCGGGCGGUCAAAGCAAUUCUCCCAAUGGAAAAAAGAAAAAGAAUCAAAACAAUAAUCGACGUUUCUGGCCCCAAGAAUUCGGCAACAUCCAAUCCAAUAUAGAUUGUGGCAUGUUGUCCAGCUCUGAUGAAGGAGGAGAUUCGUACAGCAGUGACGAGGAGGGCGGUAGUUUAAUCAUAGAUGCCUGUCAAGCCAAUGAGGUCACUCAGAAUAACGAGCAAGAGGAGAAUAAUCUAGAUAUGUACGAAAAUAUGGAUAUUGAACAGUCCAAGUUGGGGUUAGGCAAUAGAAAAUUGUAAAAGCCAAAAACGAAAUUGAUGCAUGCUCAUUAACGGGAGCACUGUUUUUCAAUUCAA